AGACUACUCAGACAGGUCCGGUGUAGCUUUUUGCAGCGGACGCAUCCUCGCAGGACUGGCCCUUUUUAGGAAGCUCUCAAGACAAUGAUGGAUCUAAUGACCGCUACCCCUUUCUACCACAUCAAUGCAACAGAUGCCACUGGAAGAAAUGGCUCCUUGUAUGAGGACGACGAUGAGUAUGACUAUAAGGAUGAGCAUGCUGAGCUGAGACAGUCUCUCAACAUCAUGUCUCUCAUUGUUUACUGCCUGGCCUUUGUUCUUGGUGUGCUCGGGAAUGGAGUGGUUAUCUGGGUGACCGGGUUCAAGAUGAAGAAAACAGUGAACACAGUUUGGUUCCUCAACCUCGCUGUGGCCGACUUCCUCUUCACGGCAUUCCUGCCCCUGAGUGUGACCUACACAGCUAUGGAUUUUCACUGGCCUUUCGGCAGAUUCAUGUGCAAACUGAACAGCACUAUAAGCUUCCUGAACAUGUUUGCCAGUGUCUACAUUCUGGUGGUGAUCAGUGUGGACAGAUAUGUGUCUGUGGUGUGGCCUGUCUGGGCCCAGAACCACCGAAGUGUGCAGAAGGCGUCCGGUGUGAGUCUGGGUGUUUGGAUACUGGCUCUGAUUCUCAGCGCUCCAUACUUCAUCUUCAGGGAUACAGGACCAUCGUAUAACAAUGACGACAUCAUCAACUGCUUCAACAACUUUGCCUUUUCUGAUGACUAUGAAACACCGUCUGUGAAUCAGCUGCGACAGUUUCGUCAUCAGGCCAUGACCAUCACCCGCUUCCUCCUGGGAUUUGUUGUCCCCUUCACUGUCAUUGUCUCCUGCUAUGCUGUGAUAAUCCAUCGUCUCAGAAGAAACCGCACCCUGGCCAGCCAGUCAAGUCGCCCCUUUAAGAUCAUCGCUGCAGUUAUCACCACUUUUUUCCUGUGCUGGGCUCCUUAUCACAUCAUGGCUUUAAUUGAGUUGGUAAAUCACAUGGCUAAUCAUGCAAGCGAAACAUUAGACCAUGUCACUACUAUUGGAGUCCCCAUUGCAACCAGUCUGGCCUUUCUCAACAGUUGCCUGAACCCACUGCUGUAUGUCUUCAUGGGACAAGAUUUCAAGGAUAAAGUCCGCAAAUCUAUCCUGAAUGUUUUGGAGACUGCCUUCCAGGAGGAGGUUUCUCGCUCUUAUACCUACACAAACUCAAUGGUGACCAGUCGGAGCAAAGAAAAGUCUGUUUCUGAUGCUGAGGUAUAAGGUCAUCUAUGACUUGAUUAAACACAUACUGUAACUGUACAUAGCAAAUGUAACUGUAUAUAACAAAUAGCUUUCAUUGUUUUUUAUUCAGGAAUCCUCACGAUGAUCUGUAUACAUUAUCUGAAACUGAAACUUUUCAACUGUUACCAUUUGACUGAUAUGAGUUUUUAAUGAUGACAACUUCAGCGAUAGUAAUUACAAUCUGGCAGAGCAGACAGAUGGUGAUAAUACACAAUAAUCUGUAGAUCCAUUUGUGACUUAUUUGUGGGAUAAAGCAUUUUGGAACCAGGAAAGGUGAAACGUUGUCAUUCAUUAUAAUAAAGCUUAUUAAUGUUGUGCUUCACAAGGAAAAAAAACAGUAGAUAAAAACAUAAAUACACACAUGCAGACAAAUUCACCCAUAAUGAAUAACCUGUAGAGCCAGUGGCUACACUUAUAUUUUGAGUAACAGUGAUGCCUCUCCACUUCACAGUCCUGUUUUUGACUGCACUUUUACUCAAAGCAGGACCUUCAGUCUGUAACAUACUACACCUAGUGGAUGUGUGCCAUGUUUUUUUGACAGGAGAAACCAAUCAUGUGCAACACAAGCAACAGAAAUAUAAGAUUUGGUUGGCAAAAGGAAUUUAAAGCUUUCAUGACAAAUGUUGAUUACUACAGUACAUCCCCACCUGUAUGGGACAGCAAAGAAAAAAACACCUAAACAAGUCUUAGUUGUUACCAGCCUGUGAUUGUAGACUAUAUUAAUAGUUAAAGAGGCCGGCACAUUCCCUAAAUAACUUAGUAAUAGAGCUAGUUUGCCUUUCUUGCCAUGGAAUAUUAAAGGCUGUAAACUAACAUACUGAAGAGUAAUGAUAAAGACUUUACAGUGUGAAAUAGUAUCACUGAACCACUGCACGAACAGGCUUAAUUCAACCCAACCACUGAUCCCAUUAUGUCUGUACAUGACAAACCCAGGCACAUGACAGUGACCACAAAGGCCAUCUCUGGGUGCAUACGAAGAAAAAGUGAAGUGAGCAGUUACACCAUCCACCUACCACCUCAUUUUGUCUGAAAUCACCCUGUAAUCUUUUUUCUUAUGCCGCCUGUCAUGAGGUUACACCAUAGAAACUAAUUUAACUGUCUUUAUACUGCUACAUGUCAACUGCAUGCUUUGGUAUACAUGAGCUUUUUACAUUUGUUAUUCAGCAAAAGGGCAGGCUAAUGUAAGCCUAAUACAUACCUUUAUAGUGACGUUAAGAUUAUUAUGUGUAAAGCUGCAUUGUAUACUUGGCUUCGUUUGUGAUUGCUGUUGUUUGUUGUUUGUUUGUUUUUAUGAGUACACGCAUAAUGCUGUGCCAUAAUCAGAGAAUUUUAAUUUUAAUCAUGUUUCUACAGUUUUUUGCUUGUGUGUUCAUUUGUUUGUUGAUUAAUCUUCCAGCUUCCUUUUCAAUUUUCACUCAAUUGGGCACAUGUUCUAUUUAAAAAAAAUACUUUACACAACUUUACAAAUGCCCAAGGUGACAAAGUGUCUUGUUUUGGCUGAGAAAUGGAAACAAAAACCAAAGAUACUCGGUUUACUGUUAAAAAAACACCAAACAUUUACAUUUUAGAAGCUAGAAUCUGUAAAUAUUUGUUACUUACGCUCGAAAAAUAAUUAAAAGAUCAGUCAGUUAUCGAUAAACUCUAUAAGUAGAGACAAAUGGCACAGUUAUUCCAUGUCCUGUAUGACUUUGGUGUAUGUGAUAUAUUGUGAUAUAAAAUGAAACUCUCUAUAAAAGCUUUAUUCUUAUGUAAACAAUGUAAAUGAUGUGAUUGUUUCGAUCU
Molecule: messenger RNA, 3030 nt
Organism: Epinephelus lanceolatus (giant grouper)
Lineage: Eukaryota; Metazoa; Chordata; Actinopteri; Perciformes; Serranidae
Gene: fpr1
Product: formyl peptide receptor 1
Biological process (GO): positive regulation of cytosolic calcium ion concentration; complement receptor mediated signaling pathway; inflammatory response
Cellular component (GO): plasma membrane
Molecular function (GO): complement receptor activity; G protein-coupled receptor activity
Source: RefSeq, a predicted model, not a curated record